GUUUUCCCCGCCCCUCACCGCAGCCCGCAGCCGCGCUCCCUACAGCGGUCCGCCCGGCCCGGCGCCCCGGGGCCCGUUAGUGCUCCGUGCCCGCUUGCGGGGCCGCCGUGCGACCCCCGCCCGGCGCGAACACGCCCCUGCCCCCCGACACUUGACCCAGCGCAGUCCCAACGCCCAGUGCGGCCGCCCCAGGAGCCGCGGAGCGGCGGCGGCGGGGGGAGGAGGGAGAGGAGGGCCGUGCCGGCGGCCGGGGAGGCCCGGUUUUGAAGCCGCUUCUCUGCCCGAGUUAGGUCUCGCCCAGCUCUGUUUCCUUCUCUAUGUACUUUGCGCGAAUAAGUUUUGGAGCCUCGGUUAACAGCCUGUGGGUGAAAUUUGGCUUUCAUUCGUGAAUGAGGAAUUAUUCUUGACAGAAGUAUUUUAAAAGAAAAAUCUUUACAAUGGCCUCAGCAGUACUUAGUUCUGUUCCCACUACUGCUUCUCGUUUUGCCUUGUUACAAGUGGAUAGUGGCAGUGGUUCUGAUUCUGAGCCUGGAAAAGGCAAAGGUCGGAAUACUGGAAAGUCUCAAACAAAUAAAUCAACUACAAAUGAGAAGAAAAGAGAGAAAAGAAGAAAAAAGAAGGAACAGCAACAGAGUGAAGCAAAUGAGCUCAGGAAUCUUGCUUUUAAGAAAAUUCCCCAGAAAUCCUCCCAUGCCAUUUGUAAUGCUCAGCAUGAGCUAUCAUUACCAAACCCGGUACAGAAGGAUUCACGGGAAGAAAAUUGGCAAGAGUGGAGACAAAGAGAUGAGCAGUUUUUGUUAAUAAUUAAAAGAGAUCUUGAGAAGGCAUUGUUGCUAAGUAAAUUAGAAUAUGAAGAACACAAAAAGGAAUAUGAAAAUGCUGAAAAUGCAUCAACUCAGUCAAGGGUUAUGAAUAAAAAAGACAAAAGAAAGACUCAUCAGGGAAAAGACAAACCUCUCACAAUAUCACUAAAAGAGUUUCAAUCUGAAGAUCACAUUAGUAAAAAGACUGAGGAAUUGAGUUCUUCUCAGACUUUAUCACAUGAUGGAGGAUUCUUCAAUAGACUGGAAGAUGAUGUUCAUAAAAUUCUUAUUAGAGAAAAAAGAAGAGAACAGCUUACAGAAUAUAAUGGAACAGAUAAUUGCACAGCUCAUGAACACAACCAGGAAGUAGUUCUAAAAGACGGAAGAAUUGAAAGACUAAAGUUGGAACUUGAAAGAAAAGAUGCUGAAAUCCAGAAGCUGAAAAAUGUGAUCACUCAGUGGGAGGCAAAGUAUAAAGAAGUAAAGGCAAGAAAUGCACAGUUAUUGAAAAUGCUUCAGGAAGGUGAAAUGAAAGAUAAAGCAGAAAUACUUCUGCAAGUUGAUGAAUCACAAAGUAUCAAGAAUGAGCUAACGAUACAGGUAACUUCACUUCAUGCUGCGUUAGAACAAGAAAGAUCUAAAGUGAAAGUAUUACAAGCAGAAUUAGCCAAAUAUCAGGGUGGCAGAAAAGGGAAAAGAAACUCUGAAUCCGACCAGUGUAGGUGAUUCCAUUAGCCUUUGAGGUCAACACAAAAAUUAAAACUUUCAGGGUUUUGCAAAAAUGUAUAUAUUUAAUGCUGUGCAACUGCUGAACUAUGCAGUUUUUGUUGAAGAAACUUAAAAUGAUUAGCUCACUAAUGGUUUAUAAUCUUAUGUCCUUUUGGCUUAAAGUGAAAAGAAGAAAAAUAGAAUUCCAGCACAACUCAAUGAUUAUUGUUUACUAUUCGUACUUCUUAUCACUUUAGUUUUUCAUCAGUCAAUAAAAUUAAUUUACUCUUCCA
Balaenoptera musculus (blue whale) is the source of this 1804-nucleotide messenger RNA. RefSeq names its product G kinase anchoring protein 1 (gene GKAP1). The coding region runs from base 438 to 1529 and encodes 363 amino acids. Gene Ontology annotation, cellular component: Golgi apparatus. The record is from RefSeq and is a predicted model, not a curated record. Lineage: Eukaryota; Metazoa; Chordata; Mammalia; Artiodactyla; Balaenopteridae. The transcript is spliced from 14 exons. Gene Ontology annotation, biological process: signal transduction.